Molecule: messenger RNA, 2113 nt
Organism: Hordeum vulgare subsp. vulgare (domesticated barley)
Lineage: Eukaryota; Viridiplantae; Streptophyta; Magnoliopsida; Poales; Poaceae
Product: L-type lectin-domain containing receptor kinase SIT2-like
Exons: 1
Coding region: 58-2079 (673 amino acids)
Biological process (GO): protein phosphorylation
Cellular component (GO): plasma membrane
Molecular function (GO): protein kinase activity; ATP binding; carbohydrate binding
Source: RefSeq, a predicted model, not a curated record
CUUUGUUAGCCUAUGAUUCAUCAGUCAUACUACUGACCUUCUUCUGUCCAAGAAACUAUGCCGGCCCUUCUUCUUCUCAUACUACUCCUAUUGUUGAGCCGGGACGGCGAGGUGGCCUCGUCGUCAGACGGUGGCCAGUUCUCAUACCAAGGCUUCGCCGGCGCCAACCUUACCCUGGACGGCCUCGCCGUCGUCAUGCCGAGCGGCCUGCUCGCGCUCACCAACUUCACGCAGCAGACAAAGGCCCACGCCUUCCACCCCGCCCCGCUCCGCUUCCUCAACAACAACAACACCGCCGUCUCCUUCUCAACAUCCUUCGUGUUCGCCAUCGUGUCGGGGUACGACGGUCUGAGCGACCACGGGUUCGCCUUUGUCGUCGCCCCGACCACCAACUUCACCACCGCGGGCGCCGGGCAGUACCUUGGCCUCCUCAACACCACCAACGGCACGCCCAGCGCCCCCAUCUUGGCCGUCGAGCUGGACACCAUCGUGAACCCUGAGUUCCAAGACAUCAAUAGCAACCACGUGGGCAUCGACGUCAACAGCCUCGUGUCGCGGCAGGCCCGGCCGGCUGGCUACUACGACGACGACCGCGGCGGCGCCUUGCAGGGCCUGACACUUAACAGCCGCAAGCCCAUGCAGGUGUGGGUGGAUUACGACGGCCAGGCCAAGCAACUGGAGGUGACACUAGCCCCCGUGCAUGUGCCAAAGCCAAGGAAGCCUCUCCUAUCCGAAGCCAUCGAUCUCUCCACUCUCAUGGCGGACGCCAUGUACGUCGGCUUCUCGGCGUCGUCGGGAGUUGUCUCGGCGCACCACUACCUGCUCGGAUGGAGCUUCAGCUUGGGCGGGUCUGCCCCGCCGCUUGAUUUCUCCAAGCUUCCUGCCCUGCCACGCCUUGGUCCCAAGCCUCGCUCCAAGGUACUCGACAUCGUGUUGCCGCUGGCCAGCGCGUUGCUCGUCGCAACGGCGCUGGCUGCGGUCUUCUUCUUUCUGUGGCGUCGGCGCCGGUUUGCGGAGGUGCGUGAAGGCUGGGAAGACGAGUUCGGCCCCCACCGAUAUGCAUACAAGGACCUGCAUCGUGCCACGCAUGGGUUCACGGAGAGGAAUUUACUGGGCGUCGGAGGGUUCGGGAGAGUGUACAAAGGUCGGCUUUCCGCAUCCAAUUUGGAGAUCGCGGUGAAGAGGGUGUCGCACGAAUCAAGGCAGGGACUGCGGGAGUUCGUUGCCGAGGUCGCCAGCAUUGGCCGUCUCCGGCACCGGAAUCUCGUGCAGUUACUAGGCUACUGCCGGCGCAAGGACGAGCUCCUCCUGGUUUAUGACUACAUGUCAAAUGGCAGCCUUGACAAGCACUUGCACGAUCCAAACAUGCCAACCGUAACCUGGCCCGAAAGAUUCUCGAUCAUCAAGGGGGUGGCAUCGGGCGUGCUGUAUCUCCACCAGGAUUGGGAAAAGGUUGUCAUCCACAGAGAUAUCAAGGCCAGCAAUGUGCUCUUGGAUGAAAACAUGAAUGGAUGCCUUGGCGAUUUUGGCCUAGCAAGGUUAUACGAUCAUGGAACCGUUGCUCAAACAACCCGUGUCGUUGGCACCAUGGGAUACCUUGCACCAGAGCUUGUGCGUACCGGGAGGGCGACACCCUUAACCGACGUGUUUGCUUUCGGUGUGUUUCUUCUAGAGGUUGCAUGUGGGCAACGACCGAUCGAGCGUGCCCAGCGAGACAGCCGUGUAGUGAUGAUUGAUUGGGUGCUUGAGCACCACCGCAGUGGAUCUUUACUCCAGGCGGUGGAUCCACGACUAGCAGGGAAGUUUGACACAGAGGAGGUUACCCUCGUGCUGCAACUAGGUUUGUUGUGCUCGCACCCAUUGCCUGAUGCAAGGCCUAGUAUGCGGAAGGUUACGCAAUACCUAGAUCGUGGGCAAUCUGUUCCUGACCUGUCACCGACGUACAUGAGCUACAGUAUGUUGGUGAUGAUGCAAAACGAGGGCUUCGAUUCGUAUGUUAUGUCGUACGCUCCAUCGGAGCCUAGCUGUACAACGGUGUCUUAUGGGUCUUCGAUGACGGUUCUCGCUGAGGGCAGAUGAAUUGUCCGCAUGUAUACACAGUGCUUAUCUUUUA